AUGUCGUUGCGUUCCCCCGCGGACGGUCGCCCAUCCCUUCAAACCCCGAUCAAGAUCAAGCUCCGUCGCGUUCCUUGCGCUCCAGAUCUCGUCAAGACUCACAACCUCAUGACUACUCUCGCAGUCCAUCCCCUGAUCAUGCAGAUCGCCAUGAUCACCAGUCAAGAAGCCGUUCUCGAUCUUCAUCCCGCGGUCGUAGCAAAGGUGGCCGACGCUAUCGAAGCCGAAGCCCGGGUUACAGUCGUUCACCCAGUCGCUCACCCAGCCCUCCCAGAAGCGCAAAGGUCAAUUGUUGUGGAGAAAUUGACAAAAAACGUAACGGAAGCCCACCUUCGAGAGAUAUUCGGCAGCUUUGGUGAUAUCGAGCACCUCGAACUCCCCAUGAAUCGAGCUUUUAUGACCAACCGUGGUACUGCCUACAUCAUCUAUUACGACCCCGCCGACGCCGAAGCAGCGAUCGCUCACAUGCACGAAGCCCAGCUGGACGGGGCAGUUCUGAACGUUUCAAUUAUUCUUCCCCGACGCGCGUUUUCACGAUCACCCCCUCCUGCAGCGAAUAGAGGAAACGGACGUGGCAGGUUUGGCAAAGGCUCUUUUGCAAACUCCCCUCCGAGAAGACAUGGUCGUGGUGCUCGACCUGCCGAGAGACAUGAUACAUACCGACCUCAAUCGCGAUCACGAUCGAGAUCCCCCAUUCGAUCUCGCUCAUAUUCUCGUCAACAGUCUCCACCAAGAAGAGGAAGUACCCGAGAUGAAAGCCCACGACAGCGCCGACGACGAAGCCCUAGCUACAGUAGUUACAGCAGUCGCAGUGAGCGGAGCCGGAGCCCAAACAGAAGUCGCAGUCCUAGCCGUAGCCGCAAUCGGCGCUGA
Molecule: messenger RNA, 873 nt
Organism: Penicillium malachiteum
Lineage: Eukaryota; Fungi; Ascomycota; Eurotiomycetes; Eurotiales; Aspergillaceae
Product: RNA-binding protein with serine-rich domain 1
Exons: 3
Coding region: 1-873 (290 amino acids)
Biological process (GO): mRNA splicing, via spliceosome
Cellular component (GO): cytoplasm; nucleoplasm; ASAP complex
Molecular function (GO): RNA binding
Source: RefSeq, a predicted model, not a curated record